AUGGAUCAAAAUGUUUCAUAUUCAUCUUCAGAUGCUGCAAAUGAGGAAUUUUGGGAUCUUGCCAAUUCAUCAUCAGACGAAGAAUUGAUGAAUCUGCAAAUUACUACUCUACAAGAGACGGGAAGAAGAAGACGCCGGGGCUCAAUUCCUGGUCGCAUAUAUAAAGAUAGACAACGAUUUCAAGGCCACGAAACACUCUACAAUGAUUAUUUUGCUGCAAAUCCUGUUCAUGAAGAAGUUGUAUUUCGGAGAAGGUUUUGGAUGCAUCGACAUCUUUUUCUUCAAAUUCUAGCUGCAGUAGAAGCUCGUGACUCCUAUUUUGUUCAAAAAAGGGAUUCAGCAGGACGUCUUGGGCUAUCGUCUCUUCAAAAAGUUACCGCUGCAAUGAGGAUGCUUGCCUAUGGAAUUGGGGCAGAUGUUGUGGAUGACUAUCUUAGAAUCGGUGAAAGCACUGCAAUUGAAGCUAUGAGAAGGUUUGUCCAAGCUGUUAUUGAUGUAUUUCGCGCUGAAUACUUAAGAAGGCCAACUUCUGAUGAUAUUUCCAAAUUGCUAUUGAUUGGUGAGAGUCGUGGAUUUCCUGGAAUGCUUGGUCGAGCCCCUCCAGUCUCUUAUAAGAUCAAUGAGCAUGAAUAUACAAUGGGAUACUAUCUAGCCGAUGGCAUAUAUCCUUCAUGGGCCACUUUUGUCAAAACCAUUCCAUGUCCACAAGGAGAGAAAGCAAAGAAUUUUGCUAAAGCUCAAGAGGGAUGUCGGAAAGAUGUAGAACGAGCAUUUGGAGUGCUCCAAGCACGUUUUGCAAUUGUUCGUGGGCCGGCUCGUUGUUGGGAUCGUGAAAUGCUUCAAAAGAUCAUGACAGCAUGUGUAAUAAUGCACAACAUGAUUAUUGAAGAUGAAAGAGUUGAGCGUGCUGCACAAGAUGAUCUUGAAACUCUUGCAAGGCAAUAUGCUGAACUAGAUAUGGAUAUUAAUGAUGUUAUGGUUUCCCGUAAUCACACAAUAGAGUUUGAGGAUUUUAUCAGCAAUCAUUUACGAAUUCGUGACAAGGGAACUCAUACUAUGCUCCAAGCAGAUCUAGUUGAGCACUUGUGGCAACGUCACUUGGCUAAUAUCAGUAAGUAG
This is a messenger RNA of Rosa chinensis, 1119 nucleotides long. RefSeq lists its product as uncharacterized. Lineage: Eukaryota; Viridiplantae; Streptophyta; Magnoliopsida; Rosales; Rosaceae. The transcript is spliced from 2 exons. The record is from RefSeq and is a predicted model, not a curated record. Bases 1 to 1119 code for a protein of 372 amino acids.